Molecule: messenger RNA, 2517 nt
Organism: Eimeria tenella
Lineage: Eukaryota; Apicomplexa; Conoidasida; Eucoccidiorida; Eimeriidae
Exons: 4
Coding region: 1-2517 (838 amino acids)
Source: RefSeq, a predicted model, not a curated record
AUGAAGUCCACGCCUGCAAUUUUCGCCUUUUACAUUUCAAUUUCCUUCGCAUUUUUUUGCUCGGCUUUUCCCGCAGUUUCCGGAGCCCCGGAAGCUGGCCAACAAGAAACGUUUCUUUCCCCAUCACGAGGCCCCAGCACUUCACGAAAUGCAAACACUCAGAAUGCUCCACAAGACACUUCUUUCUCGGAAGAAUCUGACGAAGAGGACGAGGACUCAGCGGAGUCCGGGGACCCCAAAGACCUGCUGCACUUCGUCUCCUUCGACUUGUCCUUUUUGCUGAAUACAGUUUCCCCUGCAGUGCGGAAGGCGGUGGACUCAGUGCUGUCGGACUUUGUUUCGUCUUCUGCUGCUGCUGCUGCUGCUGCUGCAGCAGACGUGCUGCAGGCAGCAGUCCGCAGCCCCCCAGCCCGCGAAAACCCCCAGGCCCUCGUCUUUCUCUCCGACGCAGCCACUUCUCUUGCAAAGACAGUCUUGCAGCCUCCAACUGAAGGCUUUAAAGAAGCAAUGGAAGGAGUUAAUGUGCAGCAAGCUGUCAACGGCCUCGUGGAUCUGUUGGCUGGAGAGAGGGCCGACCGGCAGCAGCAAAACGCCCCCGCGAAGCCCAAGCAGAGUCGCGCAGAUCCGGCAGCAGCAGCAGCAACAGCAGCGCCAGCAGCUGCAGCAACAGCUGCAGCAACAGCUGCAGCAAGUGGACCAGUAGCAGCAGCCAAGGCUCCGUCAGCAGCACAGCCCAAACCGACGGAAAAGGGAGCGACCCCUGCAGCAGCGCCGAGGGUAGAAGCUAGCAACGCUGCAGCACCAGCAGCAGCAGCUAACAGGCCCGCAGCAGCAGCUGCAGCAGCUAGCCAAAACGCAGCUCCAACAGCAAAUGUCCCUCGCAGAGAAGCAGGAGGUGCAACACGAAAUGCAGCUUUGAAGAGAGCCAAGGGCAGGGAAACAGCAGCAGCAGAAGAAAUAAGAAAUGAAGCGGAGAGAAAGAUGCGCGGGAAACCAAAAACCACAACCGCUGCUGUAGGACCCGCUGCAGCAGCAAGUCCUACGGUGGCUGCAGCAGCACCAGCAGCUGCUGCUGCUCAAGCUGCUACGGCCAAAUCGCCUGCUGAGGCUGCUGCAGUCACUGUUGCAGACAAAAAGGCAGAAUUGGUGGCUUUAGCAGCUCAAGACAAGACUGCAGCAGCAGAAGUUGCUGCAGCGAGGGACGCAGCAGCAGUUUCUGCAAAGGAAGAAGCAGCAGCAGCAGCAGCUGCGGCGAAGGUAACCACUGCAGCAGGAAACGAGGAACCUUCUGCAAAGAAAGAAGAAAUCGAGACAAAAGCUGGAGCCUCAGCAACAAAGAAAAGCGGGGAAGAAGCAGCUCCAGCAGCGCCAGAAGUCACAGGAAAGGAUGCAGCAGCAGCAGCAGCAGCAAAGGAAGCAACUGGCGAGCAAAACCUAGAGGCGCAAGAGCGCAAAUCUGCAGCAGCACCAGCAGCAGCACCUGCAGCUGAAGAGCCUGCAGAAGCAGCACCAGCAGCAGCAGCUGCAGCUGAAGAGCCUGCAGAAGCAGCACCAGCAGCAGCAGCUGCAGCUGAAGAGCCUGCAGAAGCAGCGCCAGCUGCGCCGGCAGAAACCAAGGAAAGUGCGGCAGCAGCAGCAACAACGGCAGCAGCAGCAGCAGAAGCACCAGAAGAAGCAGCAAGUGAGAAGCUCGAAUUGGUAAAAUCUAACGAAGCAGCUGCUGCGCCGGCGAGCGAGGAAAGUGCAGCAACAGAAGCCACGGAGGAAGCUGCAGCAGCAAAAGCCACAGAGGAAGCAGCAGCAGCAAAAGCCACAGAGGAGACUGCAGCAGCAAAGGACAGCAAGCAAGCUGAGACGCCGAAGGACAGCGAGGAAGCGGCGGCGCCAGAAGCUGAUCAGGAAGCUGCAGCAGCAGCAGCCAGCGAAGCAGCUGCAGCAGCGGGAGCGAGCGAAGCAGCUGCAGCACGAGAUGCUGCAGCAGCUGAAGUUCACGAGGCUGCUGCAGCACCAAAAGCCGGAGAGGAGGCUGCAGCGGCGGAAGACAGAGAAGCAGGUGCAGCAGCAAAAGCCAACGAGGAAGCUGCAGCGCCAGAGUUCGAAAAGGAAGCAGCAGUAGCAGCAGUAGCUGCAGCAGCAGCAGCAGCAAACAAGCAAGCUCCAGCAACUACUCCCGCAGCUGCAGCAAGCGCGGAAGCUUCAUCAAGCGUGGCGGCGGGCAACCCAGCAGCAGCAGCAGCAGCAGCAGCAGCAGCAGCAGCAGCAGCAGCAGCAGCAGCGCGGGAGGAGGCGCGUCAGCUGCAGCAGCGGGGCGAGUACUCGGAAAUGGUGCUGCCGCUGCUGCCGCGAGUGGACAUGGCGAUAGCGCGGGUGCCGCAAAUAUUUCCAGUUGCUGCUGCAGCAACAACGCAUGCAGUCGGUGCUGUUGUGGGGACUUCGAAGGUGCUGGCGGGAGCAGCAGCAGCAACGGUGCAGGAGAUGAGGGCCCGCAGAGAAAGAAGCAGAGUCCUCGCUCGCUAA